Molecule: messenger RNA, 1632 nt
Organism: Rhodofomes roseus
Lineage: Eukaryota; Fungi; Basidiomycota; Agaricomycetes; Polyporales; Fomitopsidaceae
Exons: 2
Coding region: 126-1523 (465 amino acids)
Source: RefSeq, a predicted model, not a curated record
GUCGUCGCCACUCUCGUUCGAGCGCGAUAUCUUUCCGUGUCUCCAUUCUCGUCUAUCUGGCCAAGACGGCACAUCUCUGAACGAUCUCUGAACGAGGGGAGAAGCGACUGAAUGUCAGUGGCGCGAUGGACAACUCGUCUCCCAGUGCUGCCCAGGGGCCUCGCAUUACCAUCAAUGAUCUUCCACUUGACGUCCUCCUUGUUAUUCUCCGCGACGCAUAUGCAUUCAGACAAGCAACGUAUGGCCACUCAUGGGACCCAUCUUCGCGACACUGGCAGGACGACCGAGACCCCCACCAUCCCUCCGCAGAGUGUCUAGCCUCUGUCUGUCCCGAGUGGCGAGCGGCCAUGUCUGUUGUCUCUGUCUUCUGGACAAAAGUGAUCAUUUGGCUGGGGACAUGGGAUCCUACUCCGCUUUCGAGGAUUCGCCAAUAUCUCGCCUGGUCGCGAGCGCAACCCCUUGACAUCUACGUUUUGCGGAGACGGGAGCAAACAAUGGAGGAUCGUACAGAGAGGGCACGGAUCCACGCUAUCAUGGAGCUUUUGCUGCCGCAUAUGAGCCGGUGGGCGAUCUUACACUUGCAUCUCCUGCAUUCCAGCUCGCUGCCGCUCCCGGGUGUCGACCUCGUCGGGCAUGCGAAGGGCCUCCGGCAUUUGACACUCCAGUCUAUUCGUGAUGAUCCUGUGGAUGAUACAGACUCAACCACGCCGACUGCAGGGGAUUUCGACACUCCCGUGCUCCACAAACUCAGAAUGUGCGGUGCCCGCUUCCGCGAAUCGUACAUGAAGCGUUUUCUCGGUCGACGUAUCUCGCCCGUGCUAUACAGCGUCAACCUCACCAACUAUGCCUCGCACCAUGCGCCCUUCCCCCUCGUCGACCUCGUCGCGUUCCUCCUGACCUGUGGAAAUCUGAAGAACGGCGAGUUGACCUUGGAUAACCUCCAUCUGGAUAUCUCCUACUCAGGUCCACCCCUCAUCGCGGGCCCUGGGUACGAAUGGGUCGACGAGCUACAAUUUGCGAACAUGUCCGCCGACGUUAUAGCGGAGUACCACCGCCUCUGCAAUGCCGAUGUCGCUAGAAAAGUGUUUUACACGCGGUGCACUCUACCUCGCGGGCGCUCGAAACCACGCUUCUUGGCAGACUCAUACAGCAUCGUCCUGUACGAAAUCGAGGACCCAGACACGCUCAUCUAUCUCUACAGGGGCGCAUCAGCCUCUGAUGUGGAGAUUUACAGCUGCGGGGGCUUGAACCGCGAGGUGCUCCAAGAACUUGCGAGACCAUCCUACCACCACGGUGUAGUCGACUGGCCGCUCCAGCACCUCGAAACUCUCUGGAUUCGCUAUUGCAAGAACGUCUGCAGUGCCGAUAUCAGGGCAUUCGUCCAGGCGCGCUUCGAGGCUCACGCGGCAACGCAGGGUGCUGUGGAUUUGAUCAGCGAACUGCGUGUGGCCGGUUGUGGCCGUUUAGCUCGGGAUGACAAGAAAUGGCUUAACAAGAACGUAGACUUGGUGGAGUGGAGCUAGUCAGGAAGUAGACCACGACCAUGAUCCGGGUUUCAAGUACAAGGUUCUGUAUAAUAACCGUAUUCUGGACCUGCAUUCGGAAUGUACACAACUAAGUGACUGUCCUUGG